AUGGCAGUUCAAGAUUCAUAUUGUGGCUCAUUUCUUCUUGAUGCUGAACUAGACAAACCAAAGAUUUUAACAAGUCCCAACUAUCCUGCUAACUACCCUCCUCAGGCAAAAUGUUCUUGGCUUAUCACAGCACCUCCAGGGCAUUUUGUAAAACUGAACUUCACUAACUUUGACCUGGGGGGCUCUGAUUAUAAGUACUUUGGAAAAUGCAGAGACAAAGCACAUACUUUAGAAGUAACUGAUCUCAAUCAAAGCUAUCCAGGAAUGUAUGUGAGAAACUUCCAGCUUGGAAGGUACUGUGGCAGCAUUGUACCUGCCAAUGUGAUUUCUUCCAAGAGAUACUUGACUUUAGUCUUUUCAAGUAGACUUAAAAAUAAUCAUCCUACAAAGCAAGGCUUCAGAUUGGAGUACUUUGCCCUUUCCUCCCCUGCCAGUUACUAUUCCAUGUGUAUUGGAAGGCGUUCUUCAAUAAUGUCAAGUUACGUAUACACUAUUUCUUCUCCUGUAAUUUUGAAAUUGAAUGCUUCUAGUAAUUACCAAUAUAUCAGAAGCCCUCUGUACCCAGAAAAAUACCCAAGCAAUUUGUACUGCCGUUGGCAUAUCACGGCUUCGUCAAGCUCCAAGAGAAUCAAAGCUGAAGUGACUGACUUGAAGAUCAGCAACAAGCUUUUCAUCAGCUUUGAUUUAUAUGGAUAUCCAACAUGUUCAAAAUCAAGUGAUGACACAUUAAAGAUUUAUGACUCAUUUAGUUCAAGUAACUUGAUUGGARAAUACUGUGGCAAGUAUAUACCAGCAAAUGUGGUAUCGUCUGGCCGGUACCUUUACCUGGUAUUCUACAGUAACUCCAAGUUCUAUUCAGCUGAUAGAGGCUUCAAGUUGGAAUACAAUGCUAUUUCUGAUCCAGGUAAUGAUUCGUCAAUUUGUUCACCAUUUAACUCAGUCUUCACUAAUAAAAACAUCAGAUUGACAGCAUCAAGUACCAGAAAGUACAUCCAAAGUCCACUGUACCCUGCUAGGUACCCUAGUAACAUUGAGUGUGUUUGGUACAUCACUGCGUCAUCAAGCUCAAAGAAAAUCAAACUCACAGUGACAAACCAGAAGAUUUAUAAUUACGCCAUGUUUUCAUGUAGCAGUGCCAGUGACUACGAUUUCUUAAAAGUAAAAGAUGGUUCAUCUCUUUCUAGUUCAUUGUUGAAAGAAAUGUGUAGUAYAAGCWAUUCAUCAWCRAGUGUCACUUCCUCUGGUCGUYAUAUGACAGUGCAGUUCAAAACAAAUCUUGAUAACUACUWUAAUGGUGCUACAACUGGAUUCAAAGCUGAGKUUGUUGAACUUGAUAAUACCAGUGGUGAGUGUCAUGACAAUAGUAUAUUACUCUAGGCAAGUGAAAAAACUAAAAGCACUAAAAGAGAAACAUAGUUCAGUUAAACCAGCUAUUACACUUGUGCAAAUUGGCUUUUAAAUGGAAAUGUUUUACUAAAUCUGAAAUUUUACAGCCAUAAUACCCGGCAAGAUUAGGUCUAUAUUAGCCAUUAAAUAGACUUGGAAAGUUCUGUGAGUUCUGUGUGCAAUACCCUGACAAUGAUGUGUAUGCUGA
Messenger RNA from Exaiptasia diaphana, 1594 nucleotides. Its product is annotated as neuropilin-1a-like. The record is from RefSeq and is a predicted model, not a curated record. The transcript is spliced from 5 exons. Bases 1 to 1377 code for a protein of 458 amino acids. NCBI's taxonomy places the organism in Eukaryota, Metazoa, Cnidaria, Anthozoa, Actiniaria, Aiptasiidae.